GACUUAGCGUUGUAGUAAUAUUGAGAUAAAGAAAAAGCAACAGCCUCGACUAUCAUUAUUUUACAAGGCUAAUUAGUGCGUCAAAGUUCCGACACGAGUCCUUUCUUGUUGUUAGAAAUUUUGUAGUUUAAUGUAAUAAGGACUCGUGGAUGCGGUGUGUAUCCGCGUAAUUUCGGUUGUUCGUCACACUGACGGACAUCCAGACGGAACAAAUUGUCCUGUUCACAUUUCGUAAUGGCGAAAUCCAUUAAGGGAAACAAAGCACACGCGAACGCUCGCCGAACUUUUUAUGAUUCUUGGAGAAUUAUCUGCGUACCCGAUACUUUAUAUUCGGAAGCUUGAGAAGAAAACGCAUUAAAUAUUCGCAUUUUUAUUUAUCACGACAAUGACGCACGUUCUAAUUCUUUUCAUCACUCUCGGUGUUUAUUGUGCACUGGCGGAGAAAAGUGAAUUCCCGGUGACAACUGAACUUUCAAAGAAAUACUCUGCAGAUUCCGAGGACAAACUUCUCGAAAAUAUCAUUCGCGCGAAAAACUCAUCGCAGCUUAUCCUAGAUAAUAACAGCGAGGAAGAGAAGAAAACAGACAAGAAACCAAGAACUGUCAUACAUCGCGACUCGAAUCUCGACAGAGAUAACUGUUGCGGCCGUAGAUACAGUAUCAGCGAAUCUACUCGACCGGAUUACAAUUACAACAAGAUCCCUUUGGAUAUCGGACGUUAUCCUUCUCAAUAUAACGAGCGAAAUCCUGUUGACAGAUACGGAUGGCAGAUACAAAAUCGACCCUCAAGUUCCACCGGAAACGGCGGUAGACCCGGAGGAGGAGGAGGAGGAGGAGGCGGAAGCGGAAGCUACGCAGGAAGUCAGUCAGGAGACAGGUAUCCAUCGCGUCCAGUGUACGGAAGUGAAAGUGCUAACAGACCCAGCACUUUGGGAUACGGUUCUGGAAAUUCUGGAGGAUAUGGUUAUGGCGUUAGCAGUCAUGGGGGCUAUAACAGGCCGUCUGGAUACGGAGGUUUGAACGGCGGCUAUGGUGUUUCGGGAACAUUGGCGGACGGUGACGAAUUCGGUCCUGGCGACUCGGCUUAUCCGGAUGAAAAUGUGCCGCAGCAUCCCGGAAAUCUUCACGCGCAAAAGGCCGUAGCGUUAAAGGCUCUAGCUGGUGUUGCAUUGAUCGGAGCAGCAGCGGCGUUAGCUUCAAAUCCGGUUCUCCUACCAAUUGGCAUCGUAGGCGGAAGGAGGAAAAGAUCGGAAACUUUCUUGGAGGAAGCGCAAAACGGCUACCAAAUGGAUUACAUUUUGAACAUGUUGAAGAAAAAUUUAGUCAAGAUACAAAAAGACGGCUCGACCAACAGAUUGAUCGUUUCCCCGAGAUGCGUCGCCAGGUUGACUUGCGAAAUCCAGAAGGAUUAUCUGUCCGAUCUCGACAAGGACGUCGAAAUCUUGAAUGCUAAUCGGAAAUAUCAUCUUACCAAUCUAAUACGAAACAACGUGCUUAAUGUCUCUUCCGUGAGCUCAAACGUGAAGGAUUUAAUCAAUCUGGCAAUCGGCGUCGCGACGGAAAAUAGAAGUUGCAAUAUGUUUGCUUGUAACUACGUAAGGAAAGCUUGAAUAAUUUUUUUUUUUUUAAAUAUUUCAACCAUAUAAUUAUAUCACACUUAUCCAAUACUAUUUGAUAAAAAAAGAAUUCAUGUACGCAUAAAUAAAGUCUCCUUGUACAAUAGUAGUAUAAAUUGAGAAAAUUGUGAGUCGAUUUGAAAUUCCCUCCAGAAAUAUCGCC
Formica exsecta is the source of this 1778-nucleotide messenger RNA. RefSeq lists its product as uncharacterized. Bases 386 to 1609 code for a protein of 407 amino acids. NCBI's taxonomy places the organism in Eukaryota, Metazoa, Arthropoda, Insecta, Hymenoptera, Formicidae. The record is from RefSeq and is a predicted model, not a curated record. The transcript has 8 exons.